AAAGUAAUGAUCUCCCCCGGGCCAUAGAAUGGACAAUAUGCAAGACGCCCAAGCGCAUAGCGUGGACGCGCCUUCCUCACAAGUUCAAGCCUCGCCGCCUCGCCAGAAGCAAUCGACAUUGGCCUCCAUUGCCAUUCAGUCCUUCGCUGCCUUCCGCUCUCAGACAUCGUCACAGCUUGUCCCUAUCGCUGUCCAGUCGCCGGUUCGACGCAAGCCUCUACCAGCAGACUCUCCUGUUGCUGCUCGUUUCUCUCAGUCGAACCUACGCGCCAACAGCAUCACCAGUAAAGAUAAUCGUCCUAAUUCAGUACUCUCGCCGCCAUUGACCGACGAGGGCUUGUUCGUGCCCAGGAACCUUGACAGCAACCCACACGAAACCACCCUUCUGACAGGAACCGCGCCCAAACCAUUCGCACCCCACAAGAGCUUCCUCCCUGUUACGACCCUCAACCCAUCCGUCUACUCUCCACGGCAUGAGAGGUCGAUCAGCAACAUCCAACCACAGCGACCGACGAAAGCAGGAGAUCUGAAGGCCCACGCUCGCUCACCUACUAUGCCCAAUAUGCCUCUAUACGCUUCAGAAUCACGGCCAGGACCAGACCUCAAGAUCAAACUAGACGGUGUUACGGAAGACUUCAUGGACGAAUACUCUUACGGUGCUGAAGACGACGUACCCCGCGACAUUUCACAACAGGGCAAACCCAAGUCCCCGGGUGGCGGGUUCACUUCCUUCUUUGGCUGGAACUCGUCGAGGCCACAGAACGGCGCCGAGUCACCGGCUACCACAUUCUCCUUGUCUCCAACAGAUUCCCCACGGAAUAAACAAGGGAACAUGCCUGCCAAGACAAAACCAAAUGGUCUGGACAUUCCAGCUGCCAACUCGCUAUCUUCCUACUUCAACGUACCAGGGACACCACUCCUCUCAUCAUCGCCUCAAAUGAAUGCUCACGUCGAGGAGCUCGAGCGCGAAUUGCGCGAAGUGAGCUCAGAGCUAGCUGCCUCGAUUCAGAGAGAGAUGGAAUUGGAAGAUGAAGUUGAGCGCUGGAAAGCGGAAAGCGCCUCGGUCUCAUCACCAGACAACAGGAGAACAAGUGAUUACUAUUCAGACUCAGGGAUUAGCUCGAUUCGGUUUCCUAUCAGUGACCCUGAGGCUAAGUUGGAAGAAGUAGACACACAACGAAGGAAGGCGGAGCAAGAUCGCGCAUCUUUGAAGGUGCGCAUGGCUGAACGACUACAAGAGGAACUGAGACGUCGCAGGGACUUGGAAGAGCAGGUACAGCAACUCGAAGAUCAGGUUAGCGACCAGUCCAGAGUUGGAUCAAUGGUUGAAGACCCUCGAGUGAAGGAGCUGUCAACGUCAUUAGAAGAUGCUAAAAGACGUUUGGCUGAAGAGAGACAGGUCAAAGAAAACUUCGAAGAUCUGCUGACAGCCUUGCGUGAAGAGCUCGAGAAGCACCGUAACGAAGCCGACAAUUUGCGAGAACAAGUGGUUCCUCAGUUACGAUCACGACUCGAGGUCCUGGAAGUAGAGGCCGCCGACACCGAGAGGCUCGUGUUCGAAUCUACAAGGAUGCAGCAAGAGAUCCAGCAACUGCGGAAUGAGAACCAAUCCCUUGUUGCUGCCCGGAAAUUGCAGCUGGAAACAACGCAGCCGCCGCAGCCGAACCUUAGUUUCCAGUCUAUCGCGGAAGAGGAGAACGAUGGUCCGCCCUCUAAUCUACGUGUUGGCUUGACACGGUCCAACUCGCUAGCUCGCAGUACUGGAUUUAACUCCAAGAGGGGUUCGCUGAUGCGGUCAAACUCAGUCAAGACCAGAUCAGGUGAUGUGUCUCCCGCAGACGUACCAACUGUCAGCAACCCGGUAAAGGAGUUGGAGGAGCAGCGUGAUGCGCUCCACAAGGCCCUGAAACACCUCCUACACCGACAAGAGAUGCAGCAAAGAGAUUUUCAGAGACGUAUCAACGAGCUCGAAGCUGAAAGAGAUGCUGCUCUUAACCUCACGCCCCGUCGGACCGCAUUCCAUAGAGAGGUCGGUGAUCUUAGACAAGAGGUAGAUGCGCUUCGACGUCGCGCAGACGAUGCAUUAGAGCAGAAGUGGCAGUGCGAGAAAGGACUAGGUGGACUGCGGAUGGAUCUUGAUCGAGCACAACAAGAGACGAGCUCUCUCCGUGAGCUCCUUCGUGAGCACGACAUCACCGUUCCCGAAAUUCGUCUGGAGAAUGAACCUAUCUCCUUGGACAAGGCAUACAACGAGCUGCAAACGACACAAGCCCUUUCACUCGUACGCAUUCAACAGCUGGAGUCAAGCGAUGGAGAGUCCUUGGGCGCUGCCGGGGCUGAAGCUGAGAGGACACUCGACCUUUUGAGGCGCAGCAUCUCAGAUGCUGAGGCAGAGCGUGACUUCGCUAUGAGCGAGGCUGAACAGUACCGCAAACAAGCACGGCAGCUGCAGAAGUCGGAGCUUGAACAUCUUGACAAUGAGCAGAAGCUCAGCACCGAGUUGUUUGCUGCUGCAGGGCGCAUGGAUGAGCUCUCCAACAGGAUCCAACAGCAACUCGAGGCCAAUGGUUCAUUACGAGCACGCCUGACUGAUGCUAUCUCUCGUGGGGAGAAAGAGCAACAUAAGUCAACAGAGCAGAUCAUCAAACUAGAGCGGCGUCUGAAGACAGCAGAGGAUAAGGUCAUGCUUGCUCAGCAGUCGUCUGAGGAGGCUAUUGCCAAGCACGAGACGGAAGUCCAAGCUCUCAAGGAGAGCCAUAGCAGCCAGUUACGUCGCGUAAAGUCUGGCUUGUUGAGCCCAUCAGCCUUCUCGCCUAAGAUGCCGUCGUCUCCAGUGUUCUCUCAACGAUCACCUCGUCUUGAUAUGACCACUAGUGGCCCUGCCAUGACCAUGGCUGAAGCCACCAAGACAGAACUCCUCGAGAAGCGUGUCGAAGAGCUGGAGAAAGCUCUCCGUGACGCUGAUCGUGAGAUGGAGGAGGUUGUCAGUCGUAUGAACAUUGCUCAGAUCGAGGUUGCUGAGCUCCAGUUUGAAAAGGAUGAGGCCCUUCGUCACACACGGAAACUGCAGGCUGACAUCCUCGCCGAGCGCGAGAAGGUCAAAGUACUGAUGGCUUCCAACGAAUAACUUACUAAUCCAAAUCACGUUUGCUGGACACGACGUUCUGACCUUACAUAAUACUAGCCGACUGCAUGCACAACACCUGCAUAUGAGCUUCCAAGCUAUCGUCUCGGCCUUUUCUCAGACACUGCAUCUACAUUUGGCGUCACGACUGUACGCAUAUUACCCUUCACAACACACACCAUUCUGGAUUUCUGGACAUGUAUCAGAAACCUCUAUUUUGGCCAGUGCCUUGCUGGCUACUGUUCUAUACCCUGUAGCGGUUACAACGCUAUUUACCUUUCUCAGUUGGUGGCUGCCCUGCGGACGAUCUGCAGGUUUCUUCUUGGAUGUCAUGGCUUCAAGCCUCUUUGGAUAUCUUGUGUAGCAUUCGUGUACGGAUGUUGUACUAUAAC
Messenger RNA from Macroventuria anomochaeta, 3516 nucleotides. RefSeq lists its product as uncharacterized. The record is from RefSeq and is a predicted model, not a curated record. Bases 29 to 3127 code for a protein of 1032 amino acids. The transcript has 3 exons. Lineage: Eukaryota; Fungi; Ascomycota; Dothideomycetes; Pleosporales; Didymellaceae.